Molecule: messenger RNA, 2263 nt
Organism: Episyrphus balteatus (marmalade hoverfly)
Lineage: Eukaryota; Metazoa; Arthropoda; Insecta; Diptera; Syrphidae
Gene: resilin
Product: pro-resilin
Exons: 3
Coding region: 369-2063 (564 amino acids)
Cellular component (GO): extracellular matrix
Source: RefSeq, a predicted model, not a curated record
AAAAACACAAUACCAAAUAAAAAGACAUAAGAUGCAUUGAGCGUUUGAUGAUGGGCACCGAAAAAGACAUCUAGGUCUAUUGCCGUAUAAAUAGUGGUACAUUUUAAACCUUAAAGUCAGUCAGAAUUUGGAUUUCGAUCUUGGUUGUUUGGAUAAGCCAUCGCACAAAGCAAGGAGGAUUCUUCGACAUAUCAUUUCAAUAUUUUCAUAAGACCCUUAAACUAUUUUUCAAAAAAGUUCUUUUUUAAGUUCUACUCCUUUUCUUUUUGUUGUGAGAAUUCUGGGUUUACAAUGUUUAAGGUUUGUUAAAUCCAUAAAGACAUCACAUUGAAUAUAUUAAUCUCUUUAAUUUAAAGAUUGUGUGCCUCAUGCUCAUAGUGUCAACGGUGUUGGCCCGUCCUGAACCACCAGUUAACUCAUACCUGCCACCCUCAGACUCUUAUGGACCCCCCGGGAGAGGAGGUGGUUCUAAUGGUAAUGGUAACGGUAAUGGUUCAAGUCAACGGCCUUCUUCUAAUUAUGGAGCUCCGGGAACAGGAAGCAAUGGCGGUUCUCAUUCGAAUGGAGGUGGAACUCCGUCUGAUGCCUAUGGAGCACCAGGACAUAAUGGAAACGGAGGUGGGCGACCAUCGUCUACCUAUGGAGCACCGGGACAAAAUGGUAAUGGCGGGUCUAGACCAUCUUCGACUUAUGGAGCUCCCGGACAUAACGGACACAACGGACACAACGGACAUAACGGACACAACGGACAUAACGGACACAACGGACAUAACGGAAAGAACGGUGGCAAUGGAGGAGGAAGGCCUUCAUCGACUUAUGGUGCCCCUGGUCAAAAUGGGAAUGGUGAUUCUUCUAACGGCAGACCAUCUGACUCAUAUGGACCUCCAUCUAAUGGUAAUGGAGCUCAACGACCAUCAGAAUCAUACGGAGCACCUUCGAAUGGAAACGGAGGAAAUGGCGACGCCCACCGACCAUCUGACAGCUAUGGCCCACCAGCAUCUGGAAAUGGUCGAAACGGAAACGGUCACGGACGAGGAGGGAACGGAGGAAGACCAUCGGAUACUUAUGGAGCUCCAGGAAGUGGCCCAAGCUCGGAAUAUCUAGCACCAGGUCAGGGUCAUCAUGGAAAUGGCAACGGCAAUGGCAAUGGCAAUGGCAAUGGCAAUGGCAACGGCAAUGGCAAUGGUCACCGUAACGGAGGUCAUGGUGGUGCUGAUGGCUAUGAUUAUUCUCAAGGUGGUAAUGGAGGUGACGAUGAGGGAAACAAUGAACCAGCUAAAUAUGAAUUUAGCUAUGAAGUUGAAGAUGCACAAAGUGGUUUGUCGUUUGGGCAUUCCGAGAUGCGUGAUGGUGAUUUGGCAACUGGUCAGUACAAUGUUCUUUUGCCAGAUGGAAGGAAGCAAAUUGUUGAGUAUGAAGCUGAUCAAGGUGGAUAUCGACCACAGAUCCGUUAUGAAGGGGAUGCUAUUGAAGGUGGAGCCUCAGGAGGUGGUAAUGGACAUGGUGGAGCUGGAGGUGCUGAUGGCUACGAUUAUAAUCAACCAGGAAGUGGUCAUAAUGGAGAAAAUGGAGGCGAAUAUCCAUCCUCCGGCCAAGAUUUAGGAGCUCAAGGAUACUCAAGCGGAAGACCAAAUGGAAAUGGAAAUGGUAAUGGAAAUGGCAACGGACACGGACACGGUCGUAAUGGUGGUGGGUCUAAUGGACAAAGCUUAGGCACCAAUGGAUACUCAAGUGGCCGGCCAAACGGACAAGAUCUCGGAUCCAAUGGUUACUCAAGUGGAGAACCCAAUGGUAAUGGCAACGGUUAUUCUCAUGGACAUGACUCAUCUUCAGGUCAAGACAAUAAUGGAAAUGGGUAUUCAAGCGGCCGACCAAAUGGACAAGAUCUGGGCACAAACGGUUACUCCAGUGGCCGGCCAAAUGGAAACGGCCGUAAUGGGGAUGGUAAUGGAAAACACAAUGGUGCUGGACGUAAUGGCAAUAGUAAUGGACAUUCACAUGAUCAUGAUUUUGGUGCUGGAGGGCAAAAUGGUGAAAAUGAUGGAAGUGGAUAUCAGUAUUGAGAAGACUUUGUGAACUUAAAUCUAGUUGACGUUUUUCAUUUUCAUACGCAAUGCAACAUAUGUUUAUGUUUUUAGUUAUUAUUAUUUUAAUUAUUGUUUUUUUUUCUCAUUACAUUUUAUUUACUUUAUCACCUAAGUUAUAAAAGAAAACUGUCUGUCCUAUAAUAAACAAACCAGCAAAAAUUAAAACAAACAAAAAA